This is a messenger RNA of Cyclospora cayetanensis, 1542 nucleotides long. RefSeq lists its product as uncharacterized. Lineage: Eukaryota; Apicomplexa; Conoidasida; Eucoccidiorida; Eimeriidae. The coding region runs from base 1 to 1542 and encodes 513 amino acids. Gene Ontology annotation, molecular function: oxidoreductase activity. The transcript is spliced from 10 exons. The record is from RefSeq and is a predicted model, not a curated record.
AUGGAGAGGGAUACGCCCACCCGUGUUUUCCUUCUUUUCACACAAGUCUGUAUCCUGGUCCUCGCCGGAGCGCAGCUGGCUCUCUGUUUGCAGCCAGAAUGGGGCAACGGAUUUUCGGUAUACGACAUCGCUUCAGCCGAAUUCUUCAACCUCCAUCCACUCCUCAACGUUUUGGCAUUCGGCGUCGCCAUGACAGAAUCGCUUAUCAGCUUCCAGGGCUUUGGGCUGCGCCACGGAGUGGCAAAGACACUUCAUGCCCUCUUACAGCUCGCCUCACUCAUCCUCGGCAUUGCCGCGUUUUCAAUUGUCGUCGCUUACCACAACGCAAACAGCUACCCAAACUUCUAUAGGUUCGCCCCUCCUGCUCUUAAAGCGGCGUUCCUAAGAUAUCAUAAAGUUGGGGGCCUUGCCGUUUACUGUGGGGCUAUGGCGGCAGUUUGCACUGGUCUGAUGCAAAAACAAUCCUUCUUGAGGAGCCGCACGCCCCAGGCGCCGUUGUUUGGAUCAGCAAAUCUCUUGGCGAAUGCCACUGCCGUCGUCUCAGUGCUGACAGCUCUCGGGGUGCUUGGGGUGUUGGGGGCUGACAGGACGACUUCGGCUGGUUGCGAGGCCUCGCGGCCUGGCGACCCCUCGUGCGCUACGCCUUUCCCUCCUCCAGGUACAGCAGAUACGGGGUUUAUGGGAGCAGAAAAUCAGCCCUCCGCACAGCUCCGUCGAAACAAAGCACCUAGCAACAGGCCCCCCCGUUCCUUAAACCAGUUCAUGUAUAGUGAAUACACUCCUAACACAGCUAGCAUGACCGGCGAAACGCAUUUGUUUCGCACACCGUCGCCUUUUCUGGGUCCCGUAGGUGUGUGGGGUUUGGACCUCCCUUAUUGCACGGCCUCAUAUUACUUGCCUUUGUACGCAUGGAACGCUGAGACAGACCCUUGCUGCAUGCUUUGGAUCACGUUAGACGAAUGUUUACUAUGCUGGCUAACCGACUCCUUUCUCGUGGAUCCUGACCCUCCUGCUGCUCUGUCGAACGCACCCUCUAACUUCCUUGCUUCCGAAGCUCAAUCACUCCCCGCGGAGUUUACAAAAAGUUUUGGAGGCAGAGGCAAUACACAGGAGCUAAUGGAUUACAUGGCUAAGAACGCUUCCGAGGAGACUACAGGUCUGUACAUACCAACGGCUACGAGUUGCUACUAUGGCUUCUACGCUGUCUGCCACCCUAUUGAGCUUGAUUUCGGGAAGUAUGUGCGCCCUGCGCACACCUUCAAUUCUAAUUGUCCGCAUUUAUGUGCAAAACCUGAAAGCAACACUACAAAUAUGCAAUACAGGGUUAGAUUGCCGGUCGCGUUGUCGAAUGGAGCUGAGCUACCAAGGCAUCCCACGAACAUUGAGUGGAGAACUUCUGUGGUAGUGCAGCCCUUUGACGCCCGCUCAUCUAAAAGAUGCAGUCAACGUCAUGGGAAUUUCAAUGUACUCGGUACCCCAUCUGACUUUGCUGCGAGUGUGCACACCCAAGAAUCCCGUGGGGACCUUGAAAGUGCCCACUAG